This is a messenger RNA of Leguminivora glycinivorella, 1507 nucleotides long. Its product is annotated as acyl-CoA Delta(11) desaturase-like. Lineage: Eukaryota; Metazoa; Arthropoda; Insecta; Lepidoptera; Tortricidae. Gene Ontology annotation, molecular function: iron ion binding; stearoyl-CoA 9-desaturase activity. Gene Ontology annotation, cellular component: endoplasmic reticulum membrane. The record is from RefSeq and is a predicted model, not a curated record. Gene Ontology annotation, biological process: unsaturated fatty acid biosynthetic process. The transcript has 5 exons. The coding region runs from base 139 to 1167 and encodes 342 amino acids.
GUGGUGAGUCGCAAGUCGCAAUACUGUCAGAAGUGCUCCGGCAGCUUAAAGUGGGUAGGUACAUGUACAUAAACUGCAUUUUCAAAUUGAAAAUUUUAUAAGAAGAAGAAAGAAACGUAACAUCGUAACAAUAUCGGAAUGGCUCCAAACAUCAAAGAAAAGGCGCGACUAGUCGACGAGGCUCCGCUGGCGGCGCCCGCGCCGGAGCCGCCGGCGCCCGGCGCGGGCCCCCGCGAGUACGCGCUGCGCCUGCACGUGGCGCUCAAGUUCGCCUACUGGCACCUCGGCGCGCUCUACGGCCUGUGGCUGGCGCCCCAAGCCCGCCUCGCCACCGUACUCUUCAACAUGGUGUUGUUCGUGGGCAUGGGGCUGGGCACGUCGGUGGGCGCGCACCGGCUGUGGGCGCACCGCGCGUUCAAGGCCGCCGCGCCGCUGCAGGCGCUGCUGCUGCUGCUGCAGACCCUCGCGAGCCAGCACUGCGUCGUCAACUGGGUGCGCGACCACAGGCUGCACCACAAGUACACCGACUCGGACGCAGACCCGUACAGCGCGCGGCGCGGCUGGUGGUUCUCGCACGCCGGCUGGGUGCUGUACCGCAAGCACCCCGAGGUCGUGAGCCGAGGGGGACACGUCGACGUCUCCGACCUCAUGGCCAACCCGCUCCUGCGCUUCCAGAAGAAAUACUAUUAUCGGCUCAACUUCCUGCUAGCGUUUGUACUGCCAGUUGUAAUACCGGUGUUCCUGUGGGGCGAGUCGUGGCGCCACGCGCACUGCCUGCAGCUGCUGAGCCUGCUGGCCAUCUCGCACCUCGUGUUCUGCAUCAACAGCCUCGCGCACGCCUCGCGCCCCCGCCACCCCCGCCGCCGCCGCCAGCCCUACGACACGGCCGACACGUCCGUGCAGAGCGACCUGCUGUACGCGCUCGGCUUCGGCGAGGGCCACCACAACUACCACCACGCCUUCCCCUCCGACUACCGCCUCUCGGAAUCUGGAAUGAAGUAUUUUAAUUAUACCAACGCUCUAAUCGAGUUCUUCGAGCGGAUCGGUUGGGCGUGGGACUUGAAGCGGGCGAGUCCGGAGAUGAUCGCGAAGAGAGCGCUCAGGACGGGCGACGGAACCCACCCGCGCUCCCUCCACGUGAACGACGGUUUCAGCAAUUCUCCUUGACUAAUUUGUGUUUCUAUUCUUUCAUCUUUAAUGGCUAGUCAAUUGUCUAUUGAAACCACAGUCCUACCGAUCAAAAUAUAAAUAUUGAAUUGAUUGUACAUACGAGGUAGGCCAUCUUAAUUUCACUAGGAUAACUUUUCAGAAAACUGUUAAAAAGUAUUUAUAAUUUACUCCAUGGUUUAAUAUUUACUUUGGCGGCGGAACGUUACAUUCCCUGUUAUUGUGUUUGUUUAUUGUUAGGUAUAUGAUUGUCACCUUGGCUAAAUAGCCUUUAUACCUAUACCUACAAAGAUGACAAAGAUGUAAGAGUUUUACUAAGGCAAAAUUACAAUGUUGCAAA